AUGGAGCUUGAAGGGGUGGAGGCGCUGUGCAUCUUUGUCUUGCAGGGUAUCACUGCAGCAGCUUUGUGUGCGGCUUUGUUACAAUCUCUAUGGAGGGGUCAGCUGCCCGACAUAGUUGUUCAGAUGCAGUAUGGCUUCUGCAGCCUUAGAGAUCGCUGGACUCAGCAGCCGAAGCCCAAGCCCGGCAACGCACGCGUCGAGGCGAAGUUUGUCGACACUUUGUGCAAACUUUUGAUCAACGGCUGCAGGGUCGUCGUUGUGGCUCUCUUUCUGCGAUUGCUUGCCAUUCAAGGCCCUCUGCUGAACCGUCAGAAUCAUCAGCUUCAUGCUUCGCUGGACGUCUCCAACCUUAUCUCAUAUCCAAUAGUGCUCUUUCUGGUCAUGUUCCACCACAGGGCCAUUUCCUGCAGAACGCUGGAUGUUUGGUACGUCCUGCUGCAAACGCUUUGUGUGAUUCCUUUGCUUUGGACUGCAGCGGCGGAUGUCACCAGCGUCUCCCUCAUCACUUUGCUUCCUCGCGUGAUGCUGGGUUUGUGCCCGAAGCGUGGGUGGCUUCCAGUUCUUGGGAACGUGGUUCACUGGAUCUUAGCUGUGAAACAGGUGGAGUUCCAAUUGCAAAGUGAUGUCUUUCUCGCACAGUCAGCCGAACUUGUUCUACUAUUCUCCGGCGUGUUCCCCCUCAGGCAUGCACUGUACGAAAAUGUGAGGAUGAGUUUUGAGUUGAGCACGCGCACCAUUGAGCUCUCAGCAGUUUCGGGACUGCUUCUUGGAUACUGUGAUGCAGUGGUCGAAGUUGAUAGCAGCUUGAAACUCACAGACGACUCUCGGCAGUUUUCCACAUUGCUUCUGCACGGGCAUGGCAUCUCUGCUGGAAGUUUGGCCGGCUACGACUUCCUCAGCUUUUUCCAUGUGGACGACCGGGAACACAUCAGGAUGUCAUUGGGUGCGCAACACCAAAGCACACAAGCUUUGGCUCUCAACGCGCGGAUGCAGGAUUGCUUGGGCAACUUCGUGAAAGUGGAGAUCUUGUUUACGUCCUUCCAGAAUGCAGAUGGCCAAGAGUGUCGCUUGGUCGGAAUGCGCGAGUUCCAAGACUUCAACUCCGUGGCAGUGCCUCUUCCUAUGGGCCCUGCACACUCGCCUGCAGCCAGCCCGGCCAGCCCUCCGGAGGACGCCUGUUCUGUUGCAUUUGACGCCACCUCCUUCGACAUCCUCUCCCUGUCCGCAGCCUUCAAAAAGCUUUGUCUUGAGAACGGAGCUGACGACAUUUCGGAAGGCAUGAGCAUCUUCGACUUGUCUACAGGCAACGAUCCCGCCUCCCUCGCCGGCUACAUCCAGACCGCUGUGAACUCACUCGAACCUGAGAAAUUGGAAGGCGACCUCUUGCUUCUUCGCGAUGUGGUUCUCUUUGGCACGACCAAGGUCCAAGCGACCCUUCAGUUUCAGACGGACAAGAUGUUGGAUGCGCUCAUAGGGAACCUAUGCAUCGACGCUGCCCCACCGACAAUGACGCUGACAGCCACAAAUCUGGCAAAGCUGAAUGGGCACCGACAGCGUUGUGGCUCCAACAGAAGCCGAAGCUCGAAGAGCUCUCGCAGUUCCCGUCGGCGUCGAAGCGGUGAAACUGGUGAGCAUGUUCGGCAGGGUAGUAUUUUCGAUCUUCGGAAACAAGUUAUGGCUCUCUAA
This is a messenger RNA of Symbiodinium sp. CCMP2456, 1686 nucleotides long. The record is from the annotation of a GenBank genome assembly. Lineage: Eukaryota; Dinophyceae; Suessiales; Symbiodiniaceae.